GGAGAGAGAGAGAGAGAGAGAGGAGAAGAGAGAGAAAGAAUGAAGAAAAUUCAAUCGGAUCGAAUACAAUUUUGACGUCCGCAAGAACACACACGCACACUCUUUUCUUUCUCACUCUAAAAACUUUCUCUCUCUACAAAGUGUAGUUUUUUUUCUCUCUUCCUUUCUCUCUCUAGAAUACAGCGAGGUACAGGGCGUCGAGUACUGAAGCUUCUUCAGACUGUUGUUUGUGAGAGAAGAAGAAGAAGAAGGAGAAGAGGAAGAAGGAGAAGAGAUGAAACCCUAAAGCAAAAGAAAAAGCUUUCUUUUUUUUAACUCCGACUCUGUUUCUUGUUUUUUCUUUCUUAGCACUUUGAAUUCACAUAUAUAGAUAUUUAUGUAAAAGAAAGAGAAAAAAAGAGUUGGGUACUUGUCUUUUUUUUUUUUUGGAAUAGUAUUUUGAUCAGUGAGUAUUGAAGACUUUGUCACUGUUCAAUUUGCAACUCUGAGAUUCAUGCGGGAGCAGCUCGGUGAUUGCUGGUUGUGCAGAGACAGUACAAUUCUAGAAUGUUCAGAAUUGAUACUUGUGGCUUGGUCUCGGUUUUUAUCAGUCUCUGGCUUGCCUUUGGAAGACGUGAACUUCAUAGACAUAAAGCUUACCGGUUUGGAUUGGAGCACAAUAAGCGUUUUGAACCUUAUAGCCUUGGAUGUGUGGCUGAAGUGCUAUCUGGUUUGAGUUAUUUGUCUGGAUUUUCACACUUUCUUGUGUAACUUUAGUUUGUUCAAUUCAUGUUCUUUUAAGAUAGUUUUAGUACUUAGGUGAGUGCUUUGUAGAUUGUGAUUUUUUGAAAAAUGGUGCCUUCCGGGCCACCCAAUCCGAUCGGUAGUGCCCAGUCGGUUACACCUUCACUCUUGAGAUCAAAUUCUGGGUUAUUGGGAGCUCAAGGAGGUCCCAUGCCUCCUCAGUCAGCUUUUCCUCCGCUUGUGUCGCCUCGUACUCAGUUUAAUAACGUGAAUAUGCUUGGAAACAUUCCUAAUGUUUCGUCUCUUCUAAAUCAGUCUUUUGGAAAUGGAGGUCAGAAUCCUGGGCUUUCUGGUCCUGGGAGUAGCCAGCGUGGAGGUAUUGAUACUGGCGUUGAGUCGGAUCCACUUUCUAGUAUUGGCAAUGUUAUGGGUUUUAAUACUUCUUCAUCUUUACUUGUAGCUUCAAACAUGGCAAACCCUGGUUCAUCCGGUCAAGGACAGGGUCAGCAAUUCUCGAACCCUUCUGGUAGCCAGCUAAUGUCGGAUCAACAGCAGUCCCAGCAACUUGAAUCCCAGAAUUUCCAACAUGGUCAGCAGCCAAUGCAACAGUUCUCUGCUCCUCACAGCACCCAGCAGCAGCAGCAGCAGCAAUAUCAAUCAAUGCGAGGAGGCUUGGGUGGUGUUGGACCUGUAAAAUUGGAGCCUCAGGUGACAAAUGAUCAGCACCAACAGCACCAGCAGCAGAUGCAGACAUUGAGAAAUCUUGGUCAAGUGAAAAUGGAACCACAGCAAAUGCAGGCAAUGAGAAGUUUGGCGCCAGUAAAAAUGGAACCCCAACAUUCUGAUCAAUCGUUAUAUCUGCAUCAACAGCAGCAACAACAGCAGCAGCAGCAGCAGCAGCAGCAGCAACAGCAACAACAGCAGCAGCAGCAGCAGCAGCAACAACAGCAACAGCAACAGCAGCAGCAACAACAAUUCCUCCACAUGUCGAGGCAGACCUCUCAGGCUGCUGCUGCCCAGAUUAAUCUUUUGCAUCAACAAAGACUCUUGCAGUUACAGCAACACCAACAGCAGCAACUAUUAAAGGCAAUGCCUCAGCAGCGGACCCAAUUACCGCAGCAAUUUCAACAGCAGAGUUUGCCUUUGAGACCUCCUGUAAAACCUGUCUAUGAGCCUGGAAUGUGUGCUCGGCGGCUAACACAUUACAUGUAUCACCAACAACACAGACCCGAAGACAACAAUAUUGAAUUCUGGAGGAAAUUUGUUGCUGAGUACUUUGCUCCCAAUGCUAAAAAGAAGUGGUGUGUUUCUAUGUAUGGAAGUGGUCGGCAAACAACUGGAGUUUUUCCUCAGGAUGUAUGGCACUGUGAAAUAUGCAAUCGCAAGCCUGGCCGUGGUUUCGAAGCAACUGUCGAGGUUCUUCCCAGGCUUUUCAAAAUCAAGUAUGAAAGUGGUACUUUGGAAGAACUUCUUUAUGUUGAUAUGCCUCGUGAAUAUCAGAAUUCAUCUGGUCAGAUUGUCCUGGACUAUGCAAAAGCAAUACAGGAAAGCGUUUUUGAGCAACUUCGUGUUGUUCGUGAUGGUCAACUUCGGAUAGUUUUCUCUCCAGACCUAAAGAUAUGCUCUUGGGAAUUUUGUGCACGGCGGCAUGAAGAGCUUAUCCCUCGAAGAUUGUUGAUACCUCAGGUUAGUCAACUUGGAGCUGCGGCCCAAAAAUAUCAGGCUGCUACUCAAAAUGCACCAUCCAAUUUAUCCGUUUCAGAGUUGCAAAAUAAUUGUAAUAUGUUCGUAGCAUCGGCUCGACAAUUAGCAAAAGCUUUGGAAGUUCCAUUGGUAAAUGACUUAGGAUAUACCAAGAGAUAUGUGCGCUGCCUUCAGAUAUCAGAAGUGGUUAAUAGUAUGAAAGACUUGAUUGAUUAUAGCCGAAAUACAAAAACGGGACCUAUGGAAAGCUUGGCCAAGUAUCCUAGGAGGACAAGUACGUCAUCUGGGUUUCAUGGUCAUUCUCAACAGUCAGAGGAACAGCAACAACAGCAGCAAACAAUGGGACAGAACUCAAGCAGCGAACAAGGCUCUGUCCAAACUGGUGCUAUGCCACUUGCUGUUAGCAAUGGUGUACCUAGCGUAAAUAAUUCCCUCAACAUGGCAUCCACAUCAACCUCAACAAGCACCAUUGUUGGGCUUCUCCAUCAAAACUCCAUGAACUCCAGACAACAAAAUUCUAUGAACAAUGCAAGCAGUCCUUACGGAGGAAGUUCUGUUCAGAUUCCGUCCCCUGGUUCCUCCAGUACUAUUCCACAGGCACAACCCAACCCUUCCCCAUUCCAAUCACCAACACCCUCCUCAUCUAACAAUCCCCCACAAACGUCUCAUAGCGCCUUGACAACCGCCAAUCACAUGAGUACCUCAAAUUCAUCUAUGUCCUUGCAACAGCCAGUUCUUUCCGGUGAGGCUGACCCAACUGAUUCGCAGAGCUCAGUCCAGAAAAUCUUACAUGACAUGAUGAUGUCCAACCAACUUAAUGGCACAGGUGGUAUGGUUGGUGUUGGUUCUCUGGGGAAUGAUGUGAAAAAUGUUAAUGGGAUUUUGCCAACAAGCAAUAACACAGGUCUCAAUGGUGGCAACUGCUUUGUGGGGAAUGGGACAGUCAACAGUAAUUCAGGUAUGGGGGGUGGUGGAUUUGGCAGUAUGGGUGGACUUGGUCAAUCUGCCAUGGUUAAUGGAAUCAGAGCGGCAAUGGGAAAUAACUCCAUAAUGAAUGGAAGGGUAGGAAUGACAUCAAUGGCUCAAGACCGAAGUAUGAAUCAUCAACAACAGGAUUUGGGAAACCAGCUGCUCAGUGGGCUGGGAGCAGUUAACGGCUUUAAUAAUCUUCAGUUUGAUUGGAAACCAUCCCCAUGAAAGGCUUAAUUGAUCACGCCUAUGGUUCCAGUUCUUAACUAUAGCUGCUUAUGCAGCUUGAGAAAUGGCAGAAUUGCCGGAGGCCCUGCGAAGAUGGUUUGUAUACGGUGAAAUAUUAUUACAGGGCUUUGCUCCCACUCUGUACGAAUCUGUUAUUUAUAUAUAGAAAGGAAAAUUUGGUGGCUGGUGGUGGCUGGCUGUGUGGCAAAAGGGGCUAAUUCGCUGUGAUUUAUAAUGUACGUUUAUAUAUAUUUUUUGUUUCUAAAUUUCAUAUUUUCUUUACAUA
Molecule: messenger RNA, 3910 nt
Organism: Quercus robur (English oak)
Lineage: Eukaryota; Viridiplantae; Streptophyta; Magnoliopsida; Fagales; Fagaceae
Product: transcriptional corepressor SEUSS
Exons: 10
Coding region: 832-3624 (930 amino acids)
Biological process (GO): positive regulation of transcription by RNA polymerase II; negative regulation of transcription by RNA polymerase II
Cellular component (GO): transcription regulator complex; nucleus
Source: RefSeq, a predicted model, not a curated record